Aspergillus alliaceus is the source of this 201-nucleotide messenger RNA. RefSeq lists its product as uncharacterized. The transcript has 3 exons. The coding region runs from base 1 to 201 and encodes 66 amino acids. The record is from RefSeq and is a predicted model, not a curated record. Lineage: Eukaryota; Fungi; Ascomycota; Eurotiomycetes; Eurotiales; Aspergillaceae.
AUGAGAUUCUCCUUCCUCGCCGCCUUCACCCUCAUUACUACUGCUCUUGCAGCUCCCCAGCAACAGGGUGGUGGUAGCGUUCAGAAGACCAUCCCUAUCGGCGCUCCCUGCAAAAAGGACGGUACCAUGGGUGUCUGCGACGGAGGGUUCUGCUUGCAAGACGAGAAGGCCGAUCAGGGCGUCUGCAAGGCCCAGAACUAA